AUGGACCGGGACGCAAAUUCACCAAUACGAAAUUGGUCCGAAGGUCCAGAUAUCCAGGUCAAUUCGACGUCAAUCGAAUUGCCCGACAUCUCUCCCCCUAGAAGCCGGGCAGCUGAGUCUUUGAGAAACAUCAAUAUUCCAAACGGGCACACCGAAGUACAUACACAGUUGAAUUCCAUCUCCCGGACCAGAGAUUUUACCGAAAAUGAUCAGAACGACGACGAAGGAUCGGUGAGGACGGUUUUUACACGCAGUCUCAGGACCUGGGAUGUCGCAGCAUUGAUCAUAAAUAAGAUGAUUGGAACGGGAAUUUUCACCACACCAGGUGUGGUUUUGUCUUUGACUGGGAGCAAAACGAUUAGCAUAAUCUUGUGGCUGGUUGGCGGUAUUCAUACGCUCCUUUGUCUUACGGUAUACUUGGAAUUUGGCGUUGCCCUUCCUCACACUGGAGGAGAAUUAAUAUACCUGGAUGAGAUGUACUAUAAGCCAGCGCUACUAGCCACUGUCCUUUUCUCCGGAUUUUUUAUCUGUUUUGGAACCUCGGCAUCGAAUUCGAUAGCCUUUGCACGGUAUGUGAUGCUCGCUGCCGAACCUGGAGUGCAAAAUGAGAGCAACCUGGACGCAAGAUUGGUUGGAUUUAUUGCGAUUACGAUCAACUUGGUUUGCUGUCUGCUUCUUUACUUCUCAAGCAGGUUAGCUCUUGCCCUAAACCGCAUAACUGCCACCUACAAAAUCGUCCUAUUGCUAGUUGUCUUCAUUAUGGGGCUAGUAGCAAGCAGAGAACAAGAUUCCGGCACCCAUGAUUUUGAGAAUACUUAUAGUUCAGGCUCAACAAAAACUCUCUCUGCCCUUGUCUACAUAUUGUUCGCAUACCAAGGAUGGGAGAAUGCCAAUUAUGUCGCAGGUGAAAUAGUGGCACCGAAACGAACACUUCGCAAUGGUGCCGGCCUGGCGGUGUUCAUAGUCACAAGUUUAUAUAUUUUAGUGACUUUAGGUCUUUACCUCGCCUGUAGUUAUAAGGUUGCGUCAGAUGAUACAGCCAGUCUCGGCCUCACCAUUUACAUGACAGAAAGAGUAUCUGGAGGUAGCCUAGCUAUCAAAAUUGCUAUUGCACUUUCCGCGUUCGGCAACAUGAUUGCUGUUGCAUUCACAUCGUCAAAAGUGAAGCAAGCUAUAGCAGCGAAGAGAAUCAUUCCAUUCUAUCGAUCCAUCGCCAAGAAUGAUAAACAUUUCGAAACACCUGCUGGUGCUUUGGUCCUGCAUUCCAUAUUCACAACGGUGAUGAUCAUUGUAACGGUUGCCGUCCGUCCGAGUCCGGACGUUUACAAUCUUGUACUUGCUAUCUUCACAUAUGGACAUGUAAUUGUUAUAACAUUGGUCGGAGCCAGCGCAUUCUGGAUUGAAAAGCGACUAGGUAAUAGACCACAAGGUUGGAAGCCGGGGUACAUCAAAAGUUCUUUUAUCCGUCGGACCCUCGCUACCCUUUUUAUUGGCAUGAACAUGUUGAUUUUAGUUGAAGGUGGGCGACUAACUGCAGACGGUGAGAUUCCCCGAUAUUGGUGGCCUGCUAUAUUUGCCAUCAUCGUCGCUGGAUCCUUUGUUUAUUGGGGCGCAUUUCGAAUUUUGAUGUUACGGAAUCCAUUUGGUGCUCGGAGAUCAAAACAUGAAAACAGAAACCGCAGCAGGACAGUUGAUUCUGGAGAGCAACGGCCGGAAGAAACAGUCGGCCAGGCCCUUUUCGGGGUUAAUAUCAAGAUUCUCAACGAAGAUAGCCCAGGGUAUUACCAAGACGACAUUGAGUACUCCCCUAAUGACUUUAAGGAUGGAUCAAGAUGGAGAAUUUUAUAUACGGUAAGCUUGAAGCCCCAAGCCUACAUGUGA
Molecule: messenger RNA, 1881 nt
Organism: Talaromyces rugulosus
Lineage: Eukaryota; Fungi; Ascomycota; Eurotiomycetes; Eurotiales; Trichocomaceae
Exons: 9
Coding region: 1-1881 (626 amino acids)
Biological process (GO): amino acid transmembrane transport
Cellular component (GO): membrane
Molecular function (GO): L-amino acid transmembrane transporter activity
Source: RefSeq, a predicted model, not a curated record